AUGAGCGACAAGAAGCGCAAGAACGACGAGCAGGCCGCGCAGCCUGAAGGCAAGAAGGCGCGGAAGGAAGAGAAGAAGGACAAGAAGGAGAAAAAGGAGAAGAAGGUGAAGGAUGUUGUUGAGGAGGAGGUGAAGGAAGACAAGAAGGAGAAGAAGGAUAAGAAGGAAAAGAAAGAAAAGAAGGAAAAGAAAGAGAAGAAGGAGAAGACGGAGGAGGAACCGGAGAAGGAAGAGAAGAAGGACAAGAAGGAGAAAAAGGAAAAGAAGGACAAAAAGGAGAAGAAGGAGAAGCGCACCGACGAGCAGGAACAGCAAGACACCCCCGCCGCGGACGCAAUGGACGUUGACGAGCAACAAGACGCCCCCGCCGAGCAGCCGAACGGUGACGACGCCUCCAAGAAAGAGAAGAAAGACAAGAAGAAGGACAAGAAAUCGAAGAAGGAGAAGAAAGAAAAGGCCUCCGCGUCCGAGGACCAGCAAGCAGAGCAGCAGACGGCCGAGUCGCAACCCGCCGAGAAGCAGAACCGAUUCAUCGUCUUCGUCGGAAACCUCCCCUACUCGGCCAACGCAGAGUCCCUGAAGAAGCACUUCGAAAAGAACCCUCCUGCCUCGGUGCGCGUGGCCACGGAGAAAGAAAAGCCCACCAAGUGUCGCGGCUUUGGCUUCGUUGAGUUCGACCACUACGAUCGCAUGAAGACCUGUCUGAAACUGUACCAUCACUCUAUGUUCGACGACGGAAAGUAUCCGCCGAGACGGAUUAAUGUGGAACUUACGGCCGGCGGCGGAGGUAAAUCGAACCACCGCAAAGCCAAGAUCGAAGCCAAGAACAAGAAGCUGGCCGAAGAGCGCCAAAACAACCUGCACAAGGAGAAGGAGCGCAAGACGCAGACCGAGGAGACCGAGGUGGACGAGUGGGCCGGCAUUCAUCCUAGUCGGCGGAAUCGGAUGGCUUAG
Molecule: messenger RNA, 954 nt
Organism: Aspergillus melleus
Lineage: Eukaryota; Fungi; Ascomycota; Eurotiomycetes; Eurotiales; Aspergillaceae
Product: RNA-binding protein
Exons: 3
Coding region: 1-954 (317 amino acids)
Molecular function (GO): RNA binding
Source: RefSeq, a predicted model, not a curated record